AUAAUUACUAGGUAGCCCAUCUCACCGAAUGGGAGUUUGAUUGAUUUAAGAAAGGCAAAGCUGGUGAAAAUUAAGUGAAAAAUAUCACCUUUACGGUGCGUGGCCUUGCCUUAACUCCAUCAAUUUGCUUUCCUUUUCAAAUGUGGUUCUAUUUCAGGACAUGAUUUUGUUGCUGUCUGUGCAGAUACUGGUGCUCUUUCUCUAAUGGGGUUGCUUAUAUCUUCUUUGUAACGCUCCCUCCACGCCCAUAAGCAUAACCCCACUUGAGCAAAAGGAAGGUUCCUUAAAGCUGAAGCCUUUUUGAAUCAAAUGGGUCUGAGCAGACCUCACAAGGUUGGCAAUGGAGUCUCCGCCAGAUGGGUCUCUCUCUUUUGCAUUGCCAGCUUCUUCUUGGGUGUUCUUGUUGUCAACAGGUUAUGGGGUGUUCCUGACCCAGAAAAAAUUGACGAGGAGGCUUCAUCACUGGAGAAACGUCAAUUAAGAGCUCUGCAUCUCAAUGUUAAUUGUGAGAAGAAGGAGGCAGCUGACCGGGCGGGAGACAUCCUUUUUCAAGUCUCACAGACACAUGAUGUGAUCAUGGCAUUAGAUAAGACAAUCUCCUCAUUGGAGGUUCAGCUAGCGGCAGCUAGAGCUUCCAAAGCUGACAAGGGUGAAGGAUCUCCAGUGGUUACAAAAACAGGAAGCAAGCCAUUGAAAGAGCGCCAGAAGGUUUUCUUUGUCAUGGGAAUCAUGACUGCCUUCAGCAGUCGAAAACGAAGGGAGUCAAUCAGGGAAACGUGGAUGCCCCAAGGGGACGAGUUAAAGAAGUUAGAGACAGAAAAGGGAAUUAUAAUGCGGUUUGUUAUUGGACACAGUGCAACUCCAGGUGGCGUCUUGGAUCGAGCCAUUGACGCGGAAGAUGAGAAGCAUAAGGAUUUUUUGCGACUGAACCAUAUAGAAGGAUAUCACGAAUUGUCAUCAAAAACCCAAAUCUAUUUUGCGGCAGCUGUCGCUAAGUGGGAUGCUGACUUCUAUAUUAAAGUUGACGACGAUGUGCACAUAAAUCUUGGAAUGGUUGGUUCUACUUUGGCCCGUCAUAGAUCAAAACCUCGUACAUAUAUUGGUUGCAUGAAGUCUGGACCUGUCCUGGCAAAUAAGGGGGUCAAGUACCAUGAACCGGAAUAUUGGAAAUUUGGAGAGGAGGGAAAUAAGUAUUUUCGUCAUGCAACGGGUCAAAUAUACGCAAUUUCCAAAGAUUUGGCAACUUACAUUUCAGUACAUAGGCACAUACUUCACAGAUAUGCAAAUGAAGAUGUCUCUUUGGGUUCUUGGUUUAUUGGUCUUGAUGUUGAGCACAUUGAUGAAAGAAGCCUUUGCUGUGGGACUCCUCCUGAGUGUGAGUGGAAAGCUCAAGCAGGAAACCCUUGUGCUGCAUCAUUUGACUGGAGCUGCAGUGGCAUAUGCAAAUCAGUGGAGAGAAUGGAGGAGGUGCACCAGCGAUGUGGGGAGGGUGAUGAAGCCAUUUGGCACACUAGUUUCUAAAACUUGUCCUCACUUUGAUUGUAAUGUAAAUGUGUAUGCAUUAACAGAAAAUUGGUUAAACACACCAUCUGCCCCAUUUUUGCUAAUUAUUUAUGCCCCGGGACAGUUGGUAUAUCAUUAAUUUAAUCGUUGCACAUAUAAUCUCAAGUCA
Prunus dulcis (almond) is the source of this 1672-nucleotide messenger RNA. RefSeq names its product beta-1,6-galactosyltransferase GALT31A. Gene Ontology annotation, molecular function: hexosyltransferase activity. Gene Ontology annotation, cellular component: Golgi membrane. Lineage: Eukaryota; Viridiplantae; Streptophyta; Magnoliopsida; Rosales; Rosaceae. The transcript is spliced from 11 exons. The record is from RefSeq and is a predicted model, not a curated record. The coding region runs from base 310 to 1521 and encodes 403 amino acids.